Hyla sarda is the source of this 981-nucleotide messenger RNA. RefSeq names its product olfactory receptor 5B12-like. Gene Ontology annotation, molecular function: olfactory receptor activity; odorant binding; G protein-coupled receptor activity. The record is from RefSeq and is a predicted model, not a curated record. The transcript has a single exon. Gene Ontology annotation, cellular component: membrane. Lineage: Eukaryota; Metazoa; Chordata; Amphibia; Anura; Hylidae. The coding region runs from base 1 to 981 and encodes 326 amino acids. Gene Ontology annotation, biological process: G protein-coupled receptor signaling pathway; sensory perception of smell.
AUGGAUCUGGUGAACAGGACUACGUUGACCUUCUUCAUAUUCUCCGGACUGACUGAGAUUGAGGAGCUCAUCCCGUUUCUCUUUGUUCUCUUCUCACUUCUUUACGUCAUGGCUCUAGUAGGUAACAUUGGCAUUGUAGUCCUCGUCUAUAACAGCUCCAGACUCCACUCACCCAUGUAUUACUUCUUGAGUUUCCUCGCUCUCAUAGACGUCUUUUAUUCCUGCACCAUUACACCGAAGCUGAUAUUUGACCUUACAGUGGUGGAGAAGGUCAUCACAUUUACUGGUUGUGCUCUUCAGUUCUUCUCAUACGCAGCUCUUGGGGGAAGCGAGAAUUUCCUUCUUUCCACCAUGUCCUAUGAUCGCUAUGUUGCCAUCUGUCACCCGCUCCAUUAUAUGACUAUAAUGACUAGGAAGAAAUGUCUACAUCUUAUCUUUGCUGUCUUCUCUGUUGGCUUCUUACAGUCGGCAGUACAGACCAGCUGUACGUUUAGUCUCCAGUUUUGUGGAUCGGGCUUCAUAGACCAUUUCUACUGUGAUGUCCCACCAAUACUCAGACUGUCCUGCUCCGACACCUCCUAUUGUAACAUGGUCACUGUAUAUAUAGUGGGUGUAUUGACUAUAAUCCCAUUCCUGACCAUCAUACUAUCAUACAUAUUUAUACUUUCUACAAUCUUACGCAUGACUUCUGCAGAGGGCAGGAAGAAAGCCUUCAGCACGUGUUCCUCACAUCUUAUAUGCGCCUCGGUCUUUUACAUGCCAAUAUUUUUCAAUUAUUUACACCCUCCUUCUAGUGUUUUUACCAGCCAAGACAAGGUGGCUGCCAUCUUCUACGCAGUGGUGACCCCAAUGCUUAAUCCACUCAUAUAUACUCUGAGGAACCAAGAGAUAAGAAGGACCAUUGGGCAAGCAACGAGGAACAGAAUUUCUUCCGCUAUUAGACUUAUUAAGUCUAAGAUUGCUUCAGAUUUUAAACAGUGA